CAAAUAUAUGUUUUAAUUUUUAUAAAAAACAAGAUUUUUAAAUUAAAUUUGACAAAAACUUUAGUAAAGUGUUUUAAAAAAAAUUCAGCAUAAAGAAAAACAAAAAAGUUUAGCAGAAAAAUCAAAGAACAUGAAGUGUGCAGUGGGCAAAUGCAAGCAAAGUAAUAGUACUAAAACAAAUGUAUCCUUUUACAAUUUCCCAAAAGAUGAGACACAAAGGAAUUCUUGGGUGAAGUUUUGUAAUCGUGUGCGACCCAUAAAUGUCCAAAAGGAAAAAAUUUGUGCCUUACAUUUUAAACAAGAAGAUUUUGAAAGAAAUUUAAAAUUUGAAUUGGGAUAUAGCCAGCGACGUACACCAAAACUGAAACCGGGUGCUGUUCCCACAAUAGAGGCUUGCAAUAUGACAAUUAAAAUUCCAAAUAAAAGUGUUAACGAUAUACCAAAUGAAAAUGUUAACCAAAUUGCAAUUAAAACUGAAACUUGCAACGACAUUUCAAUAAAAACUGAAACAUGCGACGAAAUUGAAAUAGGCGAAGUGGAAAUCACUCCAAUGACAACCGAUAUUAAAGUAGAAAGUCUGCAACAGUACAUAAAAACUUUGGAAAUGAACAUAGAUGUUUUAUGCAAGGAAAAUGAUGAACUGAAAUUUCUACAACAGCAAUCAGCAAACACAAUAAAAAAUUUGACUCGUCAAGUUCAGAGCUUAAGUUAUGCCAACGUUAAUCUAGAAAAUUCACUGAAACGUAUGUUUACAGAAGAUCAAAUAAAAAAACUUAAAAACAACGAUAAAAGGCAAAACUUUACCGAAGAAGAUAUUGCUCAGUCAAUGAUUUUAUAUUCUACCAGUGCUAGGGCUUACAAUUUGUUAAUAAAAAGACAUUUUCCUCUUCCCUCGGUGAGAACAUUGCAAAGAUGGUCAAGAAAACAAGAUAUGUCAACAAGUCAAGUGGAUAGAAUAGAAAUGUGAAGUUUAUGUACAAAUAAAGAUACUACAAAAUUAA
Lucilia sericata (common green bottle fly) is the source of this 1001-nucleotide messenger RNA. RefSeq lists its product as uncharacterized. The record is from RefSeq and is a predicted model, not a curated record. The transcript is spliced from 4 exons. Bases 131 to 967 code for a protein of 278 amino acids. NCBI's taxonomy places the organism in Eukaryota, Metazoa, Arthropoda, Insecta, Diptera, Calliphoridae.